Molecule: messenger RNA, 4876 nt
Organism: Grammomys surdaster
Lineage: Eukaryota; Metazoa; Chordata; Mammalia; Rodentia; Muridae
Gene: Ptprm
Product: protein tyrosine phosphatase receptor type M
Exons: 30
Coding region: 16-4092 (1358 amino acids)
Biological process (GO): protein dephosphorylation
Cellular component (GO): membrane
Molecular function (GO): protein binding; protein tyrosine phosphatase activity
Source: RefSeq, a predicted model, not a curated record
CUAAGGAGGAAGAACAUGCCAGCCAGCCUGAUGUUUUAUGGUGGCUGUCUCUUUGAUGAGCCAUACAGCACAUGUGGAUAUAGUCAAGCUGAGGAUGAUGACUUCAACUGGGAGCAAGUGAACACCCUGACCAAACCGACCUCUGACCCAUGGAUGCCAUCAGGUUUGCCCUCGCUCUUCAGUGUUCUUUCUGAAAUAGGGGUGAUUUUUGAAGUGGUAACUUCUGGACAUCAAGGCUACCUUGCUAUUGAUGAAGUUAAAGUGUUGGGACACCCAUGCACAAGAACUCCCCACUUCCUGCGGAUUCAGAAUGUGGAGGUGAAUGCUGGCCAGUUUGCAACCUUCCAGUGCAGCGCCAUAGGCAGGACAGUGGCUGGGGACCGGCUCUGGCUGCAGGGAAUUGAUGUCCGAGACGCUCCUCUGAAGGAGUUAAAGGUGACAAGUUCCAGAAGAUUCAUAGCCUCAUUUAACGUCGUAAACACGACCAAGAGAGACGCUGGGAAGUACCGAUGCAUGAUUCGCACGGAAGGAGGUGUGGGGAUAUCAAACUAUGCAGAAUUGGUAGUUAAAGAGCCGCCUGUUCCCAUCGCCCCACCUCAGCUUGCCUCUGUUGGAGCAACCUAUCUGUGGAUACAGCUCAACGCCAACUCCAUCAAUGGGGAUGGACCCAUUGUGGCCCGAGAGGUUGAAUACUGCACAGCCAGCGGGAGCUGGAAUGAUCGGCAGCCAGUGGAUUCCACGAGUUACAAGAUUGGACACCUUGACCCAGAUACAGAGUAUGAGAUCAGUGUGCUUCUGACCAGACCAGGAGAAGGCGGCACUGGAUCUCCUGGGCCAGCUCUGAGAACAAGAACAAAAUGUGCCGAUCCCAUGCGUGGCCCAAGAAAACUAGAAGUCGUAGAGGUCAAAUCUCGACAAAUCACCAUCCGCUGGGAGCCAUUUGGAUACAAUGUAACUCGUUGCCAUAGUUAUAAUCUCACCGUGCACUACUGUUACCAGGUUGGAGGGCAGGAGCAGGUGCGAGAAGAAGUAAGCUGGGACACAGAUAAUUCACACCCUCAGCACACAAUCACCAACCUGUCCCCCUACACCAAUGUCAGCGUGAAACUCAUCCUCAUGAACCCUGAGGGGCGCAAGGAAAGUCAAGAACUCACCGUGCAGACAGACGAAGACCUCCCAGGAGCUGUCCCCACUGAAUCCAUCCAAGGCAGUGCCUUUGAAGAGAAGAUAUUUCUCCAGUGGAGAGAACCAACACAAACAUAUGGGGUCAUCACUUUAUAUGAGAUAACCUACAAAGCAGUCAGUUCCUUUGACCCGGAAAUAGAUUUAUCCAACCAAAGUGGACGAGUUUCAAAACUGGGAAAUGAAACCCAUUUUCUGUUUUUUGGCCUGUAUCCUGGAACCACAUACUCUUUCACCAUCAGAGCCAGCACAGCGAAGGGGUUCGGACCUCCAGCAACAAACCAGUUUACCACCAAAAUAUCAGCACCAUCCAUGCCAGCCUAUGAAUUUGAGACACCUUUGAAUCAGACUGACAAUACAGUGACGGUGAUGUUGAAACCUGCGCAAAGCAGAGGGGCUCCAGUCAGUGUCUAUCAAAUUGUUGUUGAGGAAGAACGUCCUCGGAGAACUAAGAAGACAACGGAGAUCUUGAAGUGUUACCCAGUGCCAAUUCACUUCCAGAAUGCUUCCAUCCUGAACUCACAGUACUACUUUGCUGCAGAGUUUCCUGCAGACAGCCUCCAAGCUGCACAGCCAUUUACCAUUGGUGACAAUAGGACAUACAAUGGCUACUGGAACACACCCCUUCUCCCCCAUAAAAGCUACAGAAUUUAUUACCAAGCUGCCAGUAGAGCCAAUGGGGAAACCAAAAUUGACUGUGUCCGAGUGGCCACGAAAGGGGCCGUUACUCCAAAACCUGUCCCUGAGCCUGAGAAACAAACAGACCACACGGUUAAAAUCGCAGGAGUGAUUGCGGGCAUCUUAUUGUUUGUUAUCAUAUUUCUUGGAGUCGUGCUGGUCAUGAAGAAGAGGAAACUGGCCAAGAAGAGGAAGGAGACGAUGAGCAGCACCCGGCAGGAGAUGACGGUGAUGGUGAAUUCUAUGGACAAGAGCUAUGCCGAGCAAGGCACGAACUGCGACGAAGCCUUCUCGUUCAUGGACACUCACAACCUUAACGGGAGAUCCGUGUCUUCACCGUCAUCCUUUACAAUGAAAACAAACACGCUGAGCACAUCGGUGCCGAAUUCCUAUUACCCAGAUGAGACCCACACUAUGGCCAGUGACACCAGCAGCCUAGCACAGCCCCAUACUUAUAAGAAGCGCGAGGCCGCCGACGUGCCUUAUCAGACUGGGCAGCUUCACCCUGCUAUCCGUGUGGCAGACCUCCUCCAACACAUCACUCAGAUGAAGUGUGCUGAGGGCUACGGCUUCAAGGAGGAGUAUGAGAGCUUCUUUGAAGGACAGUCUGCACCCUGGGACUCCGCUAAGAAAGACGAGAACAGAAUGAAGAAUAGAUACGGAAACAUCAUUGCAUAUGACCACUCUCGGGUACGGCUGCAGAUGCUGGAAGGGGACAACAAUUCGGACUAUAUCAAUGGCAAUUACAUCGAUGGCUAUCAUCGACCCAAUCAUUAUAUUGCAACCCAAGGACCCAUGCAGGAGACUAUCUACGACUUCUGGAGGAUGGUGUGGCAUGAGAACACAGCAAGCAUCAUCAUGGUGACCAACCUUGUGGAAGUGGGAAGGGUGAAAUGCUGUAAAUACUGGCCAGAUGACACAGAGAUCUAUAAAGACAUUAAAGUCACUCUAAUAGAUACAGAGCUGCUGGCAGAAUAUGUGAUAAGAACGUUUGCCGUGGAAAAGAGAGGCAUUCACGAAAUCCGAGAGAUCAGACAGUUUCACUUCACCGGCUGGCCAGACCACGGCGUCCCCUACCAUGCCACCGGCCUGCUGGGAUUUGUCCGGCAGGUCAAAUCCAAGAGCCCACCCAAUGCAGGCCCAUUGGUGGUACAUUGCAGUGCUGGAGCAGGAAGGACUGGCUGCUUCAUCGUCAUUGAUAUCAUGCUGGAUAUGGCAGAAAGGGAAGGAGUGGUGGACAUCUACAACUGUGUCAGGGAGCUUCGGUCCAGGAGAGUCAACAUGGUGCAGACAGAGGAGCAGUAUGUCUUUAUCCAUGAUGCAAUCCUGGAAGCCUGUCUUUGUGGAGACACCUCCAUCCCUGCUUCCCAAGUCAGGUCUCUGUAUUAUGACAUGAACAAACUGGACCCACAGACAAACUCAAGCCAAAUUAAAGAGGAAUUCCGGACUCUCAACAUGGUGACCCCCACACUGCGUGUGGAGGACUGCAGCAUCGCACUCCUCCCCCGGAACCACGAGAAAAACCGCUGCAUGGACAUCCUGCCUCCAGACCGCUGCCUGCCCUUCCUCAUCACCAUCGAUGGAGAGAGCAGCAACUACAUCAAUGCAGCCCUGAUGGAUAGCUAUAAACAGCCUUCAGCAUUUAUAGUCACACAGCAUCCUUUGCCAAACACCGUCAAAGACUUCUGGCGACUGGUCUUGGAUUACCACUGCACGUCCGUAGUCAUGCUCAAUGACGUGGAUCCUGCCCAGCUAUGUCCACAGUACUGGCCAGAAAAUGGAGUGCACAGGCACGGCCCCAUCCAGGUGGAAUUUGUGUCUGCAGACUUAGAAGAAGAUAUCAUCAGCAGGAUUUUCAGGAUUUACAACGCCUCCAGACCCCAGGAUGGACAUCGGAUGGUUCAGCAGUUCCAGUUCCUGGGCUGGCCAAUGUACAGGGACACUCCCGUGUCCAAGCGCUCCUUCUUGAAACUCAUCCGCCAGGUGGACAAGUGGCAAGAGGAAUACAACGGCGGAGAAGGCCGCACAGUCGUGCACUGCUUGAAUGGAGGAGGCCGCAGUGGUACAUUCUGUGCCAUCAGCAUUGUCUGUGAGAUGCUCCGACACCAGAGAACUGUGGAUGUCUUCCAUGCUGUCAAGACAUUGAGGAACAACAAGCCAAACAUGGUGGACCUCCUGGAUCAGUACAAGUUCUGCUAUGAGGUAGCCCUGGAGUACCUGAAUUCUGGCUGACAGCAUCAGCAGCCCUGCAGAGGAAUCCCUUCCUGCCACAAAGUCAAGGAGUUCUACGGCGUCCAUGACGAGAAGAUGAAGAAUUGUCAGUAUGCUUAUUUUGCUUUGCAUAAUUGGCUCUUUUUAAGAGCCCAAGAAAGUGUUUCUAAAACUGCUUGCACUGCCCAGUUCCCUGUAAUGCUGCUGAGUGAUCAAAACCCAGCAGACAGUCCCAGAGACUGGACUCCUUGCCACUGGCCCUGUUACAGCAGCAUAGAUAUGUGGUCAAUCGAAGAGCACAACUAUAUUCUUAUGAAGGAAUUUGUACCUUUGGGGUAUUUUUUUGUGGCCGUGACCCUUUGUCAUUGUUACAACCAAGUGUAUGUUUCGUUCUGUGGAGAAUGCUACCUGGCAUUAUGAUAAUAUAUUCUUUUAGUUAAUAUUUGUAUUUUAACAUGUUGCAUAAUACAAGAUUAUAUAGCUUUCAAAGACUAACAGAUAAAGAUGUAAUGAACAGAGACACAUUGUAUGAGUUGUUGUUUCUAGCGGAUUUAUAUGGGUUCUAAGAGGAAAGCUGGGAAGGCCUCCGUUCAAAAAUGUAACCUUGUCAGUCACAGAUCCAAAGCUUUUCCAUUUGUUUAUAUUGUAAAUAUUUUUGAUUUCAUCAAAUUAUUUAUUCAUUAAAAGAAUUUUUUGUGACGCACAGUGGGUGACAAUCAUUUUUACUAAGCCCAAGAAAUGACUGAUUGUAUGAUGUUACCUUUUUGUGAAUUCUCAACUCAAUAAAUUAUGACCCUUGACCAGU